AUGCUUGACGUUCUGUCGUUUGACGUAGACCCUCAAACCGGGUUUCUUCCUGCCCAGUAUCCUAUCACCAGAAUUGCAGAUGAGUAUUAUCAGCCCUGGGAAAGACUCGUGGAAAACUUGCCGGCUGUUCUUUUGACAAAGAAGAUCAGAACCUAUGUUGACAAACUUCCAGUUUUGUCCACCGACCGCCUUGGGUCCAAGGAAAACUUCCGUAGAGCUUAUCAGGUCUUGGGCUAUUUGGCACAUGCUUACGUUUGGGGAACCGACCAGCCCGUGAGCCAGUUGCCUGAGCUGAUUGCUCGUCCUUUAGUGGAGACCGCAGACGAGUUGGGUCUUCCUCCGUUGGGAACAUACGCCAGUUUCUGUCUCUGGAACUUCAAGGAAAUCAUUCCUUCUGGCGGUUCCACUGCCGAGAUGGACUUCGACAACAUCACCACCAUCAACACAUUCACCGGCUCCAUCGAUGAGUCGUGGUUCUACCUCGUGUCUGUAUUUUUCGAGUUGGCUGGUGCCAAGACUGUGAAGUUCGGCUUGGACAGUAUGGAACAUGCACAGAACGGUGACUUCCCCGAGUUGAUCAAGUCAUUGCAAAGUUUGGCCCAGAGCGUCGACCACCUAGGCUCGAUUUUGUUGAAAAUGGAGGAGAUGUGUGAUCCUUACGUGUUCUACUUCCGUAUCAGACCCUACUUGGCGGGUUGGCUGAACAUGACAGAGGUGGGCUUGGACAAGGACGGCGUUCUCUACGGCACUGAAUCCAAGCGCAGAUCAUACGCCGGAGGCCUGAAUGCCCAAUCCUCGCUCAUAUCCUUCUUGGAUGCCCUUCUCAGUGUUCACCACUUCUCCACUGGUAAGCGCCCAGUUCCACACCAAGCUGACUCGAACGUGGACAACUUUGAAGAUUUCAAGCAACUGAGCCCCAAGAAUGAGUAUUUGAUUCAAAUGAGACAAUACAUGCCCCGCGAGCACCGCGACUUCUUGCUGAUGGUCGACGAGUCGUCCACCAUUCGUGAAGUGGUCAUGGCUAACAAGGCGAACAGUGAGCUUACAUUGAGUUACGAUGCUUGUUUGGCCAUGCUUAAGCUGUUCAGAGACAAGCACAUCCAGCUUGUGACUCGUUACGUCGUCUUGCAAGCCAAGAGAGCACCAUCCAUGGGAUCGCUGCAGACUUUAAGAUCUGGUUUGGCAAAGCAAAAGCAAGAGGGCGCAAAAGAAAGAGGUACAGGUGGAACGUCCCUACUCCCCUUCUUGAAGCAGUGCAGAGAUGAGACUGGUGAUCCCGCCGCAGGUAAUUGGGGUAAGAGACUUCUUAGUGACGGUGUGAUGCGCCUCAACUACUCUAAAUCCAACGGCAUAAAUGAGGACUAA
Messenger RNA from Australozyma saopauloensis, 1365 nucleotides. Its product is annotated as dioxygenase. Gene Ontology annotation, cellular component: cytoplasm. Lineage: Eukaryota; Fungi; Ascomycota; Pichiomycetes; Serinales; Metschnikowiaceae. The transcript has a single exon. Bases 1 to 1365 code for a protein of 454 amino acids. Gene Ontology annotation, molecular function: indoleamine 2,3-dioxygenase activity; metal ion binding; heme binding. Gene Ontology annotation, biological process: 'de novo' NAD+ biosynthetic process from L-tryptophan. The record is from RefSeq and is a predicted model, not a curated record.